Funneliformis mosseae is the source of this 753-nucleotide messenger RNA. NCBI's taxonomy places the organism in Eukaryota, Fungi, Glomeromycota, Glomeromycetes, Glomerales, Glomeraceae. The record is from the annotation of a GenBank genome assembly.
AUGGCCACCGGAUUAACUGUGCCCACUGCUGAGGAGAUUCGAGUUCCUGAAACUCUCUUAAAAAAGAGGAAAAAUCAGGAGAAGAUUGCUGCGGAAAAGGCAGCUUCCCUUGCAGAGAAACGCAAGGCAGCCAAGAAGACUCGUAGAGUAAUUUUCAAACGUGCAGAACAGUACGUUAAGGAAUACCGUGCUGCAGAACGUCAAGAAAUUCGAUUGCGCCGUCAAGCAAAAGCAUGUGGUAAUUUUUAUGUCCCAGCUCAACCAAAAUUGGCUUUUGUUAUUCGUAUUAAAGGUAUCAAUCAUAUUCCACCUAAACCACGCAAGAUUCUUCAACUCUUGCGUCUCCUACAAAUCAACAACGGAAUAUUUGUUAGACUAACCAGAGCAACUAAACAAAUGCUUCAAUUGGUUACACCCUACGUUGCAUAUGGUGAGCCCAAUUUAAAGUCAGUCCGAGAACUCAUUUACAAACGUGGAUUCGCAAAAGUAAGCAGACAGCGCAUUCCUAUAACCGAAAACGCUAUCAUUGAACAAAAUCUGGGCAAAUUUGGUAUUAUUUGUGUUGAAGAUUUGGUUCACGAGAUUUUCACAGUUGGACCUAACUUCAAACAAGUCAACAACUUCCUUUGGCCAUUUAAACUUUCCAAUCCUACUGGCGGCUGGCAUACCAGGAAAUUUAGGCAUUAUAUUGAAGGCGGUGAUUUCGGCGAUCGUGAAGAUCGUAUUAAUGAAUUAAUUCGCAAAAUGAAUUAA